AUGAAGUCCAAGCUGAUGGAUAACCUACGAGAGCGGAUGAGCUCUUGUGGGACCACCACCAUAAAGUACUUGCUGUUUGUGUUCAACCUCAUCUUUGCGAUUUCAGGGCUGAUCCUUCUGGUCGCGGGCAUCAUCGUGUUGGUGGAUGUCAACGACUAUCAACACUUCGUGCAGGACCGCUUGAUAGCCCCACCGGUCGUGCUGAUCGUUGUUGGAUCGUUUGUGUUCUUGGUGGCGUCGCUGGGCUGCUAUGGCGCUAUCAAAGAAUCACCUAAAUUGCUGAACGCGUUCGCCGUCUUCCUGCUGAUCGUUUUCUUGAUCGAGGUUGCGGUAGCCAUUGCGGCGAUCGCAUUCAAGGCAGACCUGCAGGACGCGCUGAAGACGCAGCUGGAUAAGUCGAUCAUACGACACAAUAAGGCCGACUUGGUGGCUUGGAACAGCGUGCACAUGAAUAUGAUGUGCUGUGGAACUAAUGGCCCGAAGGAUUGGUACGACAACUUCAACCGGACCAUCCCUGCAUCAUGCUGCAAACCAGACCUGAUCGAACCUGAGACGGGAGAUUGCAAAAACGCUCAACCGUUGUUCAUGGACCGUUAUUAUCAGGAUGGCUGUCUAAUGAAACUGGAAGACCACUUUCACAAGAAUGCUGUGGUUUUGAUCGCCGUAGGGUUCGCAAUCGCCAUAUUCCAACUGCUGGGGGUAUUUUUCGCUUGCUGGUUGUCAACAUCCAUUAAAAGAAGCCAUGCUUAA
This is a messenger RNA of Anopheles nili, 750 nucleotides long. RefSeq names its product 23 kDa integral membrane protein. The record is from RefSeq and is a predicted model, not a curated record. The coding region runs from base 1 to 750 and encodes 249 amino acids. NCBI's taxonomy places the organism in Eukaryota, Metazoa, Arthropoda, Insecta, Diptera, Culicidae. The transcript is spliced from 3 exons. Gene Ontology annotation, cellular component: membrane.